Molecule: messenger RNA, 171 nt
Organism: Marmota flaviventris (yellow-bellied marmot)
Lineage: Eukaryota; Metazoa; Chordata; Mammalia; Rodentia; Sciuridae
Source: RefSeq, a predicted model, not a curated record
AUGCACACCCAGAAGGAUGUUCAACCCCCAAAGCAGCAGCCAAUGAUAUGUACUUGUAGAGAAUGUCACAUAAAAAAUGAAAUAAAAUCCAGGGAGCUAAUCAGAUGCAGAGGAUACAGAACAGUGUACAAGAAAAGAACCAAAAGAUUGGUGGGUUUUGAUGCUCAGUGA